Empidonax traillii (willow flycatcher) is the source of this 376-nucleotide messenger RNA. RefSeq names its product erythrocyte band 7 integral membrane protein-like. The transcript is spliced from 4 exons. The annotation marks the transcript as partial. The record is from RefSeq and is a predicted model, not a curated record. Gene Ontology annotation, cellular component: plasma membrane. Lineage: Eukaryota; Metazoa; Chordata; Aves; Passeriformes; Tyrannidae.
AUGGCAGACCAUGAAGCGGGGCUCCCGCCCAAGUCGCGGCGGGCGCCAGAGGAGAGCGAUUCUGGCCUCGGUGUGUGUGGAUGGAUCCUGGUGAUCACCUCGCUGGUUUUCACUGUUCUUACAUUUCCCAUAUCCAUCUGGAUGUGCAUAAAGAUCAUAAAGGAGUACGAGCGCGCCAUCAUAUUCCGGCUGGGCCGCAUCCUGAAGGGGGGAGCCAAGGGACCAGGUUUGUUUUUCGUCCUGCCCUGCACAGACAGCUUCAUCAAGGUCGAUAUGAGAACCAUCUCUUUCGAUAUUCCUCCCCAGGAGGUGAGUUUGCAUCUGACAAAGCGCUGGCAGAAUUUUGUGCACUCUCUUUUUAACUUGUCCCCUCUCA